GCUCGCGCUCGGCCGGGCGCCCGGCGACCUCGCGGACGUCCCCUCCCGCGGAGAGAGCGGCCGGCCGCGCGCGCCGCCAGCACCUGCCCGGGCCCCUCGCCGCCGCCGGAGCCCCCAUGCCCCGCGCCGCCCCCCGGUGGCCGCCGCUGCUGUUCCUGCUCCUGCUGCGGCCGCUCGCGCUCGGCGCCCCGGCCGCGCCCGGCGCCCGGCGGCGGGCCUCGGAGCCGGUGGGGGGACCCACGCGGUUGCCGGGCAGCGCGGGCGAGCUCGCGCUCCACCUGUCCGCCUUCGGCCGGGGCUUCGUGCUGCGCCUGGCGCCCGACGCCAGCUUCCUGGCGCCCGAGUUCAAGAUCGAGCGCCUCGGGGGCUCGGGCCGAGCGGCCGGGGGCGAGCGGGCGCUGCGCGGCUGCUUCUUCUCGGGCACGGUGAAUGGGGAGCCCGAGUCGCUGGCGGCCGUCAGCCUGUGCCGCGGGCUGAGCGGCUCCUUCCUGCUGGACGGCGAGGGCUUCACCAUCCGGCCGCAGGGCGCGGGGCGCUCCCUGCGCCAGCCGCACCGCCUGCAGCGCUGGGAGCCCGGGGCCCGCCGCGGGACCCCCGGGCUCGCCGCCGCCUCCGAGGCCCACGCCCUCCCUCGAGCACCCGAGUGGGAGGUGGAGACGGGAGCGGGUCUGAGGCAGGAGAGAGGAGGCCAAGGGCAGGAGGAGGAGGAGGAGGAGGCGGGCAAGGAAGAGGAGGCAGAAAGCGCCAGCGAGCUGCCCCCGCCCUUGGGGGCCACGAGUAGGACCAAGCGGUUUGUGUCUGAGGCUCGCUUCGUGGAAACGCUGCUGGUGGCCGAUGCGUCGAUGGCUGCCUUCUACGGAGACGACCUGCAGAACCACAUCCUGACGCUGAUGUCUGUGGCGGCCAGCAUCUACAAACAUCCCAGCAUCGGCAACGCCAUCAACCUGAUGGUGGUCAAAGUGCUGAUAGUGGAGGAUGAGAAACAGGGCCCGGAAGUGUCCGACAACGGCGGGCUCACGCUUCGCAACUUCUGCAGCUGGCAACGGCAUUUCAACCAGCCCAGUGACCGGCAUCCUGAGCACUUCGACACUGCCAUUCUGCUCACCAGACAGAACUUCUGUGGGAAGGAAGGGCUCUGUGACACCCUGGGUGUGGCAGACAUUGGCACCAUCUGCGACCCCAACAAGAGCUGCUCCGUGAUCGAGGAUGAGGGGCUCCAGGCGGCCUACACUCUAGCCCACGAGCUGGGGCACGUGCUCAGCAUGCCCCAUGACGACUCCAAGCCCUGUACCAGGCUCUUCGGGCCCAUGGGCAAGCACCACAUGAUGGCGCCCCUCUUCGUCCACCUAAACAAGACCCUGCCCUGGUCUCCCUGCAGUGCCAUGUACCUCACAGAGCUCCUGGACGGUGGGCAUGGAGACUGUCUCCUAGAUGCCCCCACCUCAGCCCUGCCCCUCCCGACAGACCUCCCAGGCCGUAGGGCCCUCUACGAGCUGGACCGACAGUGCAAGCAGAUCUUUGGGCUGGGUUUCCGCCACUGCCCCAACACUUCUGUGCAGGACAUCUGCGCCCAACUCUGGUGCCACAUGGAUGGCGCUGAGCCCCUUUGCCACACAAAGAAUGGCAGCCUGCCCUGGGCUGAUGGGACGCCCUGUGGGCCUGGGCACCUCUGCUGGGAUGGCAGCUGUCUGCCUGAGGAGGACGUGGAGAGACCAAAGGCUAUGGUGGAUGGAAGCUGGGCCCCAUGGGGACCCUGGGGAGAAUGUUCUCGGACCUGUGGAGGAGGAGUGCAGUUUUCACACCGCGAGUGCAAGGACCCUGAGCCUCAGAAUGGAGGAAGGUACUGCCUGGGUCGGAGAGCCAAGUACCAGUCGUGCCACACGGAGGAAUGUCCCCCUGACGGGAAGAGCUUCAGGGAGCAGCAAUGUGAGAAAUAUAAUGCCUACAAUUACACUGACAUGGAUGGGAACCUCCUGCAGUGGGUCCCCAAGUACACGGGAGUGUCCCCCCGGGACCGCUGCAAGUUGUUCUGCCGAGCCCGGGGGAGGAGUGAGUUCAAAGUGUUCGAGGCCAAGGUGAUCGAUGGCACCCUAUGUGGGCCGGAGACUCUAGCCAUCUGUGUCCGAGGCCAGUGUGUCAAGGCUGGCUGUGACCACGUGGUGGACUCACCUAGGAGGCUGGACAAAUGUGGGGUGUGUGGGGGCAAAGGCAACUCAUGCAGGAAGGUGUCCGGUUCUCUCAGCCCCUCCAGUUAUGGCUACAACGACAUCGUCACCAUCCCAGCUGGUGCCACUAACAUUGAUGUGAAACAACGGAGCCACCCAGGGGUCCAGAAUGAUGGCAACUACCUGGCAUUGAAGACGGCUGAUGGGCAGUACCUGCUCAAUGGCAACCUCGCCAUUUCUGCCAUAGAACAGGACAUCUUGGUGAAGGGGACCAUCCUUAAGUACAGCGGUUCCAUUGCCACCCUGGAGCGGCUACAGAGCUUCCGGCCCCUGCCCGAGCCUCUGACCGUGCAGCUCCUGACAGUCCCUGGUGAAGUCUUUCCCCCCAAAGUCAAAUAUACCUUCUUUGUUCCGAACGACAUGAACUUCAGCAUACAGAACAGCAAAGAGAGAGCAACCACUAACGUCAUCCAGCCCCUGCUCAAUGCGCAGUGGGUCCUGGGGGACUGGUCUGAGUGCUCGAGCAGCUGUGGAGCCGGCUGGCAGCGGCGGACUGUGGAGUGCCAGGAUGCCAGUGGCCAGGCCUCCGCUGCCUGCAGCAAAGCUUUGAAACCUGAGGAUGCCAAGCCCUGUGGAAGCCAGCCGUGCUCCCCAUGAUCCCAUCUUGUGCUCAUAGACUCGGGGUGCUGGGGUGCAGACAAGGGUCCCCAUAGUGGGACCUAGGGAGAUGGUAUGGCCUACCCAGGCCUCCCAUUGCCACAGCCCCUCCAAUUUGGCAUGCACUCAUAGCAGGGAGGAAAAGAGAGGAUACGGAUGACAGAUCCCAAAGUCAACUACCUAGUGGACUGGACCUUGCUUGAGUUAAAGGGUAGAAACUGCACUUAUUGACCCAAACAGGAGACUCAGUCAGCCCAUCUGCAAAAAGGACUGGCAGUGUUAAAUGAAAAAUAAUUUUCUAUUUGGUUUCUACCUCAAAGGGGACAAAAUUAGGAAAAGAGUAGCAUGGCAUGGGGGGUGGAUGAUGAAAGUUAAAGCAAGAUCCAUAACUGCAUCCCAAGCUCUCUUGAGAAUGGAUUGUGCCUCUCAUCAGUAUCCAAGUCCAUCUCCUAAGGGGCUGUGGAGCUCCAGGAUUACGGAAAGCCAUGUGCUCUCGGGCUUCCACCAGCAAGGUGGAUCCAUUUCAAGUAUUUAUGCAAAUGUGUCUCUGAACUAAAGUGUGAUCUUGUGCCAAAGCA
Messenger RNA from Manis pentadactyla (Chinese pangolin), 3400 nucleotides. RefSeq names its product ADAM metallopeptidase with thrombospondin type 1 motif 8 (gene ADAMTS8). The transcript is spliced from 9 exons. Gene Ontology annotation, biological process: extracellular matrix organization; proteolysis. NCBI's taxonomy places the organism in Eukaryota, Metazoa, Chordata, Mammalia, Pholidota, Manidae. The record is from RefSeq and is a predicted model, not a curated record. Gene Ontology annotation, molecular function: zinc ion binding; metalloendopeptidase activity. The coding region runs from base 117 to 2822 and encodes 901 amino acids.